AUGCACAGAAAAUCAAGAAAACAUCUUGAGUCUGAGAAAAAAUAUAACACUGGGUCCCAGCAAAAAAUUACUGAGUUUUUGACGACUAAUAUUUCAAAGAAAAGAAAAGUCGCAGAAUUGAAAGUAGGUGCUUUUAUUGCGGAGCAUUGUUCCACAACAACGGCAGAUCAUUUAAGUGAAUUACUUAAUAGUCUAGAUGAUAAUUCCGAAUUACUCAAGGGAGUAAAACUUCAUCGAACGAAAUGUACAGCCUUAAUCUUAAAUGUUAUUAGUCCAUGCUGGUUGGAAGAUCUAAUCCUUGAUGUUGGAAAUGAAAAAUAUUCUCUGAUAAUUGAUGAAAACACAGCCAUCGACUGUACCAAAAUGAUGUGUCUUGUGAUUAAAUAUUAUAGCAAACUCAAAAGAAAAAUAACGACCUUUUACAGAUUGAAAUUACCGCAGGAGAUGCUUUGA
This is a messenger RNA of Psylliodes chrysocephalus, 453 nucleotides long. NCBI's taxonomy places the organism in Eukaryota, Metazoa, Arthropoda, Insecta, Coleoptera, Chrysomelidae. The record is from the annotation of a GenBank genome assembly.